ACAAAACAUACGGAAGUGACUAGAAGGUGAAGGUACGAAGAGAAAAGAAAAAAGUUAGCAGAUGUGAAUUUAAUUUCUCAUAACAAGUAGUGGGGAUAAGUUGACCGUGGAUGACAGAGCGAAUCGGUGCGGUCGCAUUUCCACGGUGUUGGUUGGUGUAAGUGUUGCUAUUCUCAGUAAACGGAUGACCUAUAUGUCGCGUUCGCGAUAAUUUUCGUGUCAGCUGAUCUAUACAUCCAGUGUAUAAGAGGUUGUUCGGGUACACGUGAAAGGAAUAAACGCGAUAUUCGAAUCUAACCUCCAAUAACCUCCAAGAAGGGAAUCGCCUCGAUAUGCAUAACGCGAAGCACCAAUAAUGUGCGUGUGAUAACGUUCCGCGGUCGAGAGACGAUGGCUACGGGUAAACGAAGAAGCAUGCAUACUAAUCUCGGCAAUUCUGGGACGUUCGGUUCGGCGACGAAUAAUUUGAGAUCAAGCCGUCUGAACUUCCGUCCGAACUCUGCUCAGGAGGACAGAGGCGGUACUCGGCCGACCGCCGCGCCUAGCUCGAUAGGUCUGAUCUUAGUGACGAUGUUUCUACACGUUUGCAAGAAGUCGUUGCUAUUCGAUACGAGGCUGAAGGUCGCCAUAUAUUGCGGCGCGAUAUUCGUGGUGUCGUUGAUCGCGGACUUCACCACUAUGCCCAGAACGUACUUCUCGCGUUCUGAUAACGCGCUCAACCAAUACUUCGUCAAGUGGGGAUGGGGGUGGCUGCUCACAGUAACCGUUCCAUGGGUAGCGCUCACUGCGCACACGCUCGGCUGCGGACGUAGAUCGAUUUUACUGAAGCAUCUCGGUAGACUUGGAUUAGCAACUAUCGCAUGGUUGUUGUGGACGAAGUUGUUUCAUUACAUCGAGACGAAUUACGGUAGAUGCCUGAACACGAGGGACGUCCAGUUGCAGACGAAAGCUAAAUGCCUUCAGUCUGGUAGAUUCUGGAGCGGGAUCGACAUAUCCGGUCACACGUUUAUUCUGAUUUAUUCGAGUUUAAUUCUAGCGGAGGAAGGAUCCUCGUUGAUCGGAUGGGAGGGUAUAAAGGAUCUGAUUAUGAGGGAGGAACACUCGCGAGUCACCCCGAACGAACCUAGCGUCGGACCGCUUCGAAAUCUUUCCAAUUUCGACCUGGAGUUCUUGAAGAAGGCCCAUAGAGCGUUGACGCCUUAUCUCAGAGGACUUUUCGUUGCUAUGACGUUGCAACAGUUACUUUGGGACAUUAUGUUGAUAUCCACGAUACUCUAUUAUCAUAUUAUGAUUGAAAAAUUCAUGGGCGGCGUGGCCGCUAUUUUGACUUGGUACGUCACGUAUCAAUGGUGGUACAGGUCGGCGAAAUGCUCUCUGCCACCUCCUGGUGACGGUUUAUUUAAAUAUAACGAGGUAAAGACCCAAGAUGGUAGUACAAUCAGGUCGAGACGUAACACUCUGAAUGGUACAAAUAGAUUUAUCAGAUUCCCUAUUCGCGUUAGUCAAGAUAAUAUCGAUACGAGCAAUAGACAAACCGAUACCGAUGUAACCACUUCGAGGUUAUAAACGAAAAAUAUUUCAUUCAACGGGUUUCUUUUCCUUGCAUCUAUCCAAAUUUCUGGUAUCUUUCGAUGACUUCCUUGAUCUAAUUAUCGGACUGCGGAUUUUAUGCAUUUACAAUAUUAAAACCAUAGAUGAAAUAUAGACGAUAUAUUAGGUUGUCUGUGUAAAGUCCAUGCCGAUUUUUCGUUGGUACAGGCGAUACAGAAUAUUGCAAAAGCUUUGCUUAUCGUUGUUAGUUCUGUCGAUUUCUGAUUCUGCUUGAACAAUAGAAUAUAGUAGGUUGUCCAUAAAGUCCGGCCCUUAAAAGAUGGAAAGGUUGUGGGGC
Molecule: messenger RNA, 1888 nt
Organism: Hylaeus anthracinus
Lineage: Eukaryota; Metazoa; Arthropoda; Insecta; Hymenoptera; Colletidae
Gene: Fitm
Product: acyl-coenzyme A diphosphatase FITM2
Exons: 1
Coding region: 391-1566 (391 amino acids)
Biological process (GO): lipid storage; lipid droplet organization; phospholipid biosynthetic process
Cellular component (GO): endoplasmic reticulum membrane
Source: RefSeq, a predicted model, not a curated record